Molecule: messenger RNA, 1599 nt
Organism: Penicillium manginii
Lineage: Eukaryota; Fungi; Ascomycota; Eurotiomycetes; Eurotiales; Aspergillaceae
Exons: 3
Coding region: 1-1599 (532 amino acids)
Biological process (GO): carbohydrate transport; transmembrane transport
Cellular component (GO): membrane
Molecular function (GO): carbohydrate:proton symporter activity
Source: RefSeq, a predicted model, not a curated record
AUGCAAGAGCCCACAGAUAAGAAACCCGAGGAGUUUAUCGAAGAUGUAUCUUCUUCCGAUACCAACACAUCUGGUCAGGGAUACGUCCCGCUGUGGCACUCCCUGAAGAAAUGGCCCAAGGUGGUAGGAUACAAUCUGGCUCUGAGCUCUGCGAUCCUGCUUUACGGAUAUGACUUGGUUAUUGUGGCGAAUGUUUCUUCCAUGCCAGCCUUUCAGCAUCGUUUCGGUGUCGAGCUGAACGGCAAGUAUAUUAUUCCCUCCGAAUGGCUUUCACUCUGGAACGCAGCAAGUCCGAUUGGAAUGAUGGUCGGGGCAAUUAUCGGAGGGUACUAUCAGGAUAGAGGUGGGCGCAGACUAUCGCUAGCAACAGGAUCUUUCCUCUCAGCUGUUGCGGGAAUUGUGAUUUACCUUUGUGAUCUCCACCCGGCCAUCAACUCUCGAAGAGGUCUUUUCCUCACCGGAAAGUUACUGCAAGGAGUCACCAUCGGGAUGCUGCUAUGCAUGAUUCAGACAUACAUGUCGGAAGUUCUCCCUGUCGUACUCCGGGGACCAAUCAUCGCCUUUCUACCCAUCUUCACCCUUCUGGGCCAGCUGAUAGGAUCAAUCGUGGUGUAUACCUCGCUUAAACAUUCCGGGGCAGAGUCAUACAGAAUAUGCUUCGCAUCACAGUGGCCAUUUUCAGCGGUGCCUUUCAUUCUCUCUUGGGUACUGCCUGAAAGUCCGACGUGGCUCAUAAGACGAGGACAAUUCGAGAAAGCAUUGAAAAUGCAAUGCAAGCUUGAUACCGGCAAUAUGGAUUCAGCGAAGACAUUCGCAGAUCUGCAAGCCUCAAUCAAAGCAGAAGAGGAGGAACGCGAAACACAAAAAUACUCCGACUGCUUCAAGGGAGCAGUCAAUCGCCGCCGGACCUUCGUCGUAUGUUUCGCAAGCGCUUUACCACAAUUUUUCGGAUUGCAACUACUUGCGAGUGCCUCAUACUUCAUGCAAAUGGUUGGAAUGAGUGCAACAAACAGCUUGAUCUUUCUCAUCUUGGGAAUUGGGUUGGGUUUGAUUGCGAACGGUGUCAGUCUUUUCACAUUGAACGCACUCGGCAGACGCUUUCUCAUUCUAUGGACGCUGGGUGCAGCCUUUGUUUUGUGGCUUGCCCUAGGAAUUGCUGGAUGUUUUACUGGGGUGGUAACUAUUUGGUACACCGCUGUGACGAUGAUGGUCAUAACCAUGGUCUGCGGUCUAGGCAUUUGGCCAGCCUCGCACGUUGUUGCCGCUGAAACCUCAGAGCUCACACUGCGAUCCAAGUCCCAAGGAGUGGGUUGGUUUGUCAGUGGUGUGGCUACUGGUGUGUUUUCCAUCAUUCUCCCCUACAUCUACAAUCCGGAUUCUGGGAACCUGCGAGGAAAGACCGGCUUCGUCAUGGCAGCAUUUGCAGCCAUUGGCUACAUCAUAACCUGGUUCACCAUCCCUGAAAUGAAAGACAGGUCGCCUAUGGAAAUUGACCGGAUGUUUGCGCUCAAUCUACCUACCCGAGACUUCAAAGCCUGGAAGAGCGAUGUCGUGAUGGACAGAGGGCCUAAUGUUUUGAAGCAGGAAACGGAGGCUUGA